Eimeria tenella is the source of this 738-nucleotide messenger RNA. Its product is annotated as Dihydrofolate/folylpolyglutamate synthase. The record is from RefSeq and is a predicted model, not a curated record. NCBI's taxonomy places the organism in Eukaryota, Apicomplexa, Conoidasida, Eucoccidiorida, Eimeriidae. Gene Ontology annotation, molecular function: ATP binding. The transcript is spliced from 4 exons. The coding region runs from base 1 to 738 and encodes 245 amino acids. Gene Ontology annotation, biological process: biosynthetic process.
AUGCAGAUCUUGGGAAACACUUUGGAGGAAAUCGCCGAAGAGAAAUCCCACAUCAUCAAAAAGGGCGCAGCUGUUGUCUUGGGCCCUUCUGCAGCAGCUUUUCCGGUCUUUUGGCAGCGCGCUGCGGCGCUGCAGUGCGAAGUGUGGGAGGCCAAAGGAGACCCCCGAGGAGACACUUUUCAGGCCGAAAACGCCAACGUCGCGCAGGUGGUGGCGCAGCACGUCUUGAGGCUCGAUUUGGCCCCCAACGAAUUGGCAGCAGCACUUGCUGCUGUCCCUCCGCUGAGGGGACAGUGGCUGGACGAGCAGCAGCUGCGUGCUGCAGCACGACUCUGCAGCAGCAGCAGCAGCAGCAGCAGCAGCAGCAGCAGCGGCAGCAACGGGUACGAGCCAGCGGCGGAAAAUGCGGCUUCAGCUGCAGACGCAGCAGACGGAGGUGCACCAGCAGCGCUGAAGAGUUUUGCUGCAGCAGCAGCAGGAACGCCAGCAGCAGCAGCAGCAGCAGCAGCAGCAGCAGCAGCAGCAGUUCAACUGCCUGUCCCUCUGGGUGUUGUGGUAGAUGUGGGCCACAACGAAUCUGCCCUAGAUAGAUUGUUCCAGGAAGUGGGCCACCGCCACUUCGGCGCCCCCGUGCGCCUCUUCGGGUGUCUGUCCACCGAAAGAAACCCUCAAGUCCUCCAGCCCCUUUUGGGGCACUUUUGUUUUCCCCUCAACAACCGCCUCAAAGUCCAACCCUAA